AUGUAUUUAUUGAGACAAGAGAGAGAGAUGGAUGAUGAAUCGGUGAAGCUCAGUAAAGAAGAUGACGAAUAUGUUCUCAUUGAUCUUGACGACGUUGCGAGGCACAUUGACAUUCCAUCCGACGCUCCAUAUAAAUUAUCAGGUUUGGAUACUUUGAAUCCAAUAUUGACCAUUGAUGGGAAGAUCAAGCUGACUGGAGAAUAUAUAGAGACAAUUGGUACAUGCCUUGCUUUCUCUGAAAAGGAAGUUUCAGCGGGUGAAAACCAGACGCCGCAGAAGAUAGUCGAACCUGUUGCCAAACUCCACAAGAUUCUUAAGUUUAGGUUAGCAGCAUUCGACAACGACGAUGGAGAAACAAAGACAACAACAACUUCAUAG
Messenger RNA from Thlaspi arvense, 378 nucleotides. The record is from the annotation of a GenBank genome assembly. NCBI's taxonomy places the organism in Eukaryota, Viridiplantae, Streptophyta, Magnoliopsida, Brassicales, Brassicaceae.